Messenger RNA from Microsporum canis CBS 113480, 1500 nucleotides. RefSeq names its product SAC3/GANP domain-containing protein. The record is from RefSeq and is a predicted model, not a curated record. The transcript is spliced from 3 exons. NCBI's taxonomy places the organism in Eukaryota, Fungi, Ascomycota, Eurotiomycetes, Onygenales, Arthrodermataceae. Gene Ontology annotation, cellular component: nucleus. The coding region runs from base 1 to 1500 and encodes 499 amino acids.
AUGAACACGGCAGCCUCAUGGCGAGCGUCCGCUAGUGCAACGACGACUACAACUGCAACAACAGCAUACACUCCGGUCCAGGCGCGUCGGACUCUGGCUCGAAACUCAUCUUCUCAAGCAGCUCCGUCGUCUACUACGGCUGGCACUGCUGCUGCCGCUGCCGGGACUCCGACAGAGAUGCGGAAACGGGUAGAGUGGCCGCCUGCGGUGCGAGACUACGUCCAGCGAAGCUUCGUCCCCGAACAGCAGAUACCCGGCAUCACUCGAGCGGACAUGGAGGCCAAACUGAAGCAGGUCAUCACCGGAGCCGCCGAAACUAACCACCUGGGAGCCAUCGACUGGGCCAGCCUCCCCUUGCCCCAGCAGAUGAUCCAGAACGAACGCAACACCGCUCUCCUCUCCAUCAGCAAGACCUCACCCAAGAGAAAGUCCACCGACAUCAGCACAGAGUAUGCUACAACGGCGGCAACAAACCGAACAUAUGAAGAAACCCCACCAUGGAGAUCGAACGGAGCGAAUGGAUCAGAGGACAAAAGAAGACGACUGGAGAACGAUAGCAAGAUAUCAAGCAGUAAGUUUAACCAUAAUCUGGAGAGCAGGAAACGACGGUUUGAGAGCACGUCUUCCCCCACCAAGGUCAAGUCCCCCUCAGCGUACAACGUCACCCCCCAUCACGACCCGUCAGAAGGGCCGAUAGUCGGCCGCAGCACGGCGCUGGAGAAGCGGUACCUGCGACUGACGGCAGCACCCAACCCGGACAACGUGCGGCCGCUGCCGGUGCUGCGUAAGAGCCUGGACUUGCUGAAGAAGCGGUGGAAGCAGGAGAACAACUACGGCUACAUCUGCGACCAGUUCAAGUCGAUGCGGCAGGACCUGACCGUGCAGCACAUCAAGAACGACUUUACGGUGCUGGUGUACGAGAUCCACGCACGCAUCGCACUCGAGAAGGGGGACCUCGGUGAGUAUAACCAGUGCCAGACGCAGCUGCAGGGCCUCUACGCGCUCAACCUGGGCGGCCAUCCGAUGGAGUUUAAAGCGUAUCGUAUUCUCUAUUUCAUCUACACCCGCAACCAGACAGCCAUCAACAGCGCCCUGUCAGAUCUAACCCCCGCAGAAAAAGCUGACCCGGCCGUCAGCCACGCACUGGCGGUGCGCUCUGCCCUCGCCCUCGGAAACUACCAUCGCUUCUUCCAGCUCUACCUCGACACCCCGAACAUGGGCGCCUAUCUCAUGGACAUGUUCGUCGACCGCGAGCGUCUCUCCGCCCUCGCCUGCAUCUGUAAAGCAUAUAAACCUGAGGUGAAUAUAAGAUUUAUUACGGAGGAGCUGGGCUUCGAGUCGGACGAGCAGAGCGCACGCUUCGUGCUGGACCAUGUCCCCGAGCAUCUGCUGCAGGAAAAGGCAGACGGCGUGAAGCUACUGACGGGCAAGUGUGGUGCCGCCUUUGAGCAGGCCAAGCUCGCUGCCCACAGAGUCAUCGACAUCAAGGGGCAGAUAUAG